Molecule: messenger RNA, 782 nt
Organism: Bipolaris sorokiniana ND90Pr
Lineage: Eukaryota; Fungi; Ascomycota; Dothideomycetes; Pleosporales; Pleosporaceae
Exons: 4
Coding region: 1-453 (150 amino acids)
Source: RefSeq, a predicted model, not a curated record
AUGCGGACAGUUGAGUUAAGAGAUACAGUAAGCCCUCUAUUGCCAGAACUCCAAGAAGAUGCCCCUGGCUUAUUUCCUGAUGGAGGCGCGGAUCUUGCUAGCGUCCGCGCUUCGCUUCCUAGUUCGGACCAGAUGAUAUGUAAGAUGCCUGCUCCUCUCUCACACCGUGCAUGCAUGGAUGCGCAUGCAGAAUUCACGGCUCUUCUACUGCCGGAUGAUCUUUUUCUUGGUAGUGAGAUCAUCGGCGCUUUGUUUUCAAAAUUACCGGACUGUUUUCUCCUGUAUGGCACUUUUCCUGCCAUGCUGCCCAUUGGUACGUUCGUUCUAAUGGCUGGGCAGAAUGUUAUUCAAAGUUCCAUCAUUGCCGAUAAAACCGUUGACCGCCGUCGUUUCAAAUGGCGAUACGGACGCCUGACGGACGUGUCUUGCCCCAAUACCGAGGAACCACAAUGAACAUUGUGACAGCUUAUUAGAAUACAGGAUUGUUGCCAAAAAGUCUUUUCUACGAGCUGUUUGUGUGUGUUCCCUGAUAUUUGGCUGGUGUGGGCAGUGUUGAUGGAAAUGAGGUAACUUUGUUCUGCGUACUACGGACCCGAUACCGAUGCAAGCUGCCCGAGGCCCCAGCGCUAACUUUUGUUGCUCGGAUCGGCAAGGUGGAAGAAACAAACAAAAAUAGGAUCACAAGGAACUUUGGCACGCGAGCGACCCUUGGCCCGGAUUGUUGAGAUAUUAGGGACCGUUGUACAUAGGGCCACGGCAGUUGUGUAUUCAUGAUACGGCGC